Messenger RNA from Dothidotthia symphoricarpi CBS 119687, 1829 nucleotides. RefSeq lists its product as uncharacterized. NCBI's taxonomy places the organism in Eukaryota, Fungi, Ascomycota, Dothideomycetes, Pleosporales, Dothidotthiaceae. The record is from RefSeq and is a predicted model, not a curated record. The transcript has 2 exons. Bases 153 to 1544 code for a protein of 463 amino acids.
CGGUGAGGCGCCAGCGCAUCCCAGCCUCGCCAAUAAUCUGAGUCGUGCGUGCUCCACCAGCCACCUUAGGGCAACUCUUGUUUCGCAUCUUGGAAAUCUCCCGCAACCUUUGUUCUGCGCUUUCGUAGCCUCACCUAUUCUUACGCGACAAGAUGUACGUCUCAAACAUCCUCUCGCUCCCAUCGACCGUCGUCCUGCUCCUCUGCGCCACAUCGAUAUCCGCCGAAUCGCCAUGGCCGCACAACCUGCCAAAACACAUGAAGUACUUCCCGGAGGAUGAGGUACACGUCAAGCGCGCGCUGGAUAUACGCGAUAGACUGCAGACCGAGAAGCCUGUUGGGAUGAAGAAGAUGAGCUUGGACGAAGGAGAGAUGUUCAUGUUGGACAAUUGGAUAUUUGCGCCCAGUGCAGAGAGUCGCAACAAGAGAUCAGAUGGCGAGGGACUUGGAAACAGAACAUGUCAAGCGCGGUCGCCUCUGAGACCCCACGAAUUUGACAAUUCGUUCCUACGCUUCCAGGCUAGGAAUGCGCUGCUGAAACGACAAUUUCAAUGUCCAGAUAACACAGCGAGCUGCUCUUCGAUUGGCGCCCCAGAUGUCUGCUGCGGUACGGGGUUGACGUGUAUGACUCUGGAUAGCAACAGCGGUGCUGGCUCGGUGGGUUGCUGUCCACAGGGGCGGACUUGUGCCGGAUCUGUUAGUUGUGACACAAGCAGCGGAUACUCGUCUUGCCCAGAUGCGUCGAAUGGCGGGUGUUGUAUGCCUGGGUUUCAGUGUUCGGGUGUUGGAUGCGUCGCGGUGGGCACAUCCGUAGUUUACGUUCAGCCAUCGACCUCGACAAGUUCAUCGGCUUCGACUUCAGCUGCAACGUCAGCUCCAGCGUCGUCUACAACCGCUGCUGUAGUCUCAACCACGUCUUCCUCUUCCUCCUCCUCUUCCACCCGGGCUACUUCGGCAUACACGUGCUCGACCGGCUGGUUCUCCUGCGCAGCCAGCUUAGGCGGAGGCUGCUGUCAAAACGGACGUGCAUGCGCGACAGGCGCUUCCUGCCUAGGCACAGAUUCGAGCACCCAGGCACCCUCAGCGCCCGUCCGACCGACAAGUCUGUCCAUCACUACAACCCAAGUUACGAGUGCGAUACCAGGCAACGACGUAUGUCCAAGCGGCUUCUACGUGUGCAGUGCAUAUCUUCCAUCAGGGUGCUGCAGAGUCGGACGCGACUGCCAAACGACCGGAUCGUGUGCUAAGCCCACUGAAACCGUCCUGGCGUCGAACGGCGUGACCGUUCUAGUACCUUCAGGAGCGACAGCAGCUGCGGAGGGCGGAUCUUGCCCAAGCAGCUGGUACAGUUGUGCUGCGGCUCAGGGCGGGAACUGCUGCCCGAACGGCUAUGCUUGCGGCGAUCAGUGCACAGCGACGGCAUCAGGACAGUCGGGCGUUCAGAACAAGGUCACGCCGAGCGCUGCGUCGUUUGUGUCUGAGGUGUCGAUCUGUAUGAUGAUUUCUGCUGCUUUUGCGGUUGGUUUCGCGAUGAUCGCUCUAUGAUCUUACGUUGAUUUACGAUUUGUCACUACGAAUUCAUGUAUACUCUUACGCUUAGCAUCACUGUCUAUAGCAAGCGUUUUAUCAAUCAAGACUUUUCGGUUUCCUUUCUGCACUCCUUAUUUGGAGUAUUAACUUCUCAACGUUAUUUGCUGUUCAAAGCAUCUUCUCCGUAUUACACAUCCCACUGAUGCGCUUUCCAUUCCCAAUCUCCACGACCGAUCUAUGACAACUUCAGGAUAAAAGAACGCGAUCCGCAAAAAGGCCAGAGUCAAAAACCGCCAGCAG